AUGAGUUCUCACCAGCAGAAGCAGCUCUGCAUCCCUCUCACCCAGCCUCAGCAGCAGCAGGAGAAACAGCGAUGCCAGCCUCCACCUCAAGAGCUGUGUGCCCCCAAAAGCAAGGAACCAUGCUACCCCAAAGUUCCUGAGCCCUGCCAUGCCAAGGAUCCUAAGCCCUGCCCCCUCAAGGUUCCUGAGCCAUGUCCCUCAAUAGUCACUCUAGUGCCAUCUCAAGCAGAAGUAAUGAAGUUCACAGUCAAGCAAGCCCUUGGGGAGCCAACCACCAGAUGCUGA
Messenger RNA from Canis lupus familiaris (dog), 285 nucleotides. Its product is annotated as cornifin-A-like. Bases 1 to 285 code for a protein of 94 amino acids. The transcript has a single exon. The record is from RefSeq and is a predicted model, not a curated record. NCBI's taxonomy places the organism in Eukaryota, Metazoa, Chordata, Mammalia, Carnivora, Canidae.